GCUUUUUUAGACGUACGCUUGCGCAGGAUCACUGAGCCAUCGUGAGUAUCACCUCAGUUCUCCGCGAUACAUCGUGAAAUGUGUGUGUGUGCCGUUAUUUUCCCCAUUAUAAAAUCAUCGAAACUUUUUUGUUAAAUAAAAAUUAUUUAUUUAAUAAUUAAUAAAUGCUAUAUUUAUAUCAAUUUAGAUAGAUGUGUAAAAAUUUAUUUAUCAAUUGACAUAAUUAAUGGGAAAAAGAUUUUUUUUUUUAGAUUUUUUUUUUUUGUGUUUGUAAAUUAAUUGGCGUAUAUAAAUAUAUGUAUUAUUUUAGUUAAUAAAUUUCAAAUAAACAUUACGAAAUUGUUUUUUAAAAAUAUAUUUUUUUUAACUUUGUGUGGUUAAUAAGUUUUUGAACAAAUAAUAUUUAAACGUGGUUUAUUUUGUGAUGAUUAAUAUGAAACAACAUGAUGAACAUUGUCACGUGGAAUACUGAUAUUUGAAUGAAUAUCGAGGUAUCAUUGUGACUGAUGACAUCGUCAUCACGAAGAUUAUGGUCGAUGCGAUGUCGUGUAGAAUUUGUACCCCCAUAAGAUCUGGGAUGACUUAUCAACUCAACAAAUCAAUCUGGUAAUGGGCAACGAGAAAUUAUGGUGGACAUGGGGAAUGGCGGAUCGUGGCACCAUUGUCAAUUCUAGUCUUCUGUUGUAUUCAACAGAUGAUAUAUGGAAUGUCACGAUCAAUCAGGAUAUAUACAACCACACUGCAAAUAUAACUUGGCAAACAGACGGAAGUCCUUCAAAUUCAACUACGACAUUUGAUCAAGAACUCAUCAUUUCAAUAGUUAUUGGCGCAGUUCUCUGUCUCCUUAUACUGAUAACCAUCAUUGGAAACCUUUUUGUAAUAUCAGCAAUAAUAAUUGAACGACAUUUGCAGAGUGUGGCAAAUUAUUUAAUUUUAUCAUUAGCAGUUGCAGAUUUGCUUGUUGCAUGUCUCGUGAUGCCCUUGGGAGCCGUGUACGUCGUUUCCGAAAAAUGGAAUUUAGGUACUGAACUUUGUGACAUAUGGACAAGUACGGAUGUUCUUUGCUGUACUGCGUCUAUUCUUCAUCUUGUUGCCAUUGCACUUGACAGGUACUGGGCCGUCACGAACAUUGACUACAUGAAUCAGAGAACAGCAAAGAGGAUUGGACUGAUGAUUGCUGUCGUCUGGAUGGUCUCAAUAGCUGGUAUAUUAUAUCUCAAAAUUAUUAUGUUAACACAUUUACAUUCAUACUAA
Messenger RNA from Aphidius gifuensis, 1254 nucleotides. Its product is annotated as 5-hydroxytryptamine receptor-like. The record is from RefSeq and is a predicted model, not a curated record. Gene Ontology annotation, cellular component: dendrite; membrane. Gene Ontology annotation, molecular function: neurotransmitter receptor activity; G protein-coupled serotonin receptor activity. Bases 610 to 1254 code for a protein of 214 amino acids. NCBI's taxonomy places the organism in Eukaryota, Metazoa, Arthropoda, Insecta, Hymenoptera, Braconidae. The transcript is spliced from 6 exons. Gene Ontology annotation, biological process: G protein-coupled receptor signaling pathway, coupled to cyclic nucleotide second messenger; chemical synaptic transmission.